Messenger RNA from Tinamus guttatus (white-throated tinamou), 1006 nucleotides. NCBI's taxonomy places the organism in Eukaryota, Metazoa, Chordata, Aves, Tinamiformes, Tinamidae. The record is from RefSeq and is a predicted model, not a curated record.
AUGGAGCUGCAGCACAGAGUACCUCUUUUGGUGCAGAAAGGGCAGUCAGGAGCAGGAAGAAAAUGUACAAGACAUUUUCAUCACUUUGACCUGAAAGAAAGGGUUUUCUGUGUGCAGGUGACAGUGUUGGUGGAGUUCCUCAUAGACAACUGGGCAGCAGUGUUUGGGGAGGACACAGCCUUGAAUUUCAGCCGCCUAGAGAAGGAGUCCCAUCAGCGCACAGGCAGUUCCACAGAACACCCAAAGGCUACUCAGCAGAAUGGUUUUGCCCAUGGUAGCCCAGAUGCUGAAGCUGAAUGCAGCCCCUGUACCUCAGAGACUGAGCAGCCGGAAGGGAGAAGCACCAUCAUGAGCAGAAGAUAUCCAACAUGUGUCUCUGCCCCUUCGCUGCCUCACUUUACAAAUGAUGUCAGCACAAUGGACAGGAGAUACUCAGAGCCAGACCUGUCCUUUGAGAAUUGCUUGGAAGGCAGAAUAAGAGAUCAGAAGCUAACCAAAAGUGAGGACAAUUUUCCUGUUCUGCAGAGACAACUCAGGCUGAAGAACAAGGCAUUGGAAAAACAAGUUUCAGUCUUGCCUUCACAAUUAUCAAAUGACUCACUACCCAGAUCAUUUUCCAGUUGCUCCCUGGAGAGCUCCUUCUCUGGUUCUGAGGGCUCAGUUUUCAUCAGCUCCCCAUUAGAUUCACCAACUAGUCCCAAAAAAACCUUUUUAAACAGGCCCCAGUCUUUUUCAGCCAAGCCCAUGGAGAACAGCAGCACAGUGAGCAGAGAGAUCAAAAAACACUCCAUGUCUUUCUCUUUUGCAAAUCGCAGGAAAACACUAACAAAAACCCAGAGUUGGGGGCCUGGAAAAAGCACUGACAAAAAUCCAUCUAAGGAAAAUUCCUGCCUGUGUUCUUUUCAGUCUGGAAAGGAAAAUUCUCUUCCAUCUAGUGCAUAUUCUGGUUUGGCACUGAUCUACCACAGGAGCUUGUUGGUUUGCUAUUGGCACGACCUUGGCCAAG